UGUCUCUCCAAUCAGCAUGUCUCCCAUCAGUCAAUCUCAGUUUAUUCCACUUGGGGAGAUCCUUUGCUUGGCCAUCUCAGCAAUGAACUCUGCAAGAAAACCUGUCACACCAGAAGCAUUGAUGGAACACCUGACUACUUGUUUUCCGGGUGUUCCAACUCCAAGCCAAGAAAUCCUCCGGCACACACUGAGCAUGUUGGUUCGUGAGAGGAAAAUCUACCCCACUCCAGAUGGCUAUUUUAUUGUGACCCCACAGACUUAUUUUAUUACUCCUUCCCUCAUAAGAACUAAUAGUAAAUGGUAUCAUUUGGAUGAGAGGAUACCUGACAGGACUCAGUGUACCUCUCCACAGCCAGGAACCAUCACACCCUCCACCUCGGGCUGUGUCAGGGACAGAACAUUACCCAAAAACCACUGCGACUCUUGCCACUGUUGUAGAGAAGACAUGCACAGCAUGCAUGCAUCUACGCUGCAAAGGAAAGCCGCCAAGGACUGCCCCCCUUCACUAUGCCAAUUGCCACCCACUGAAAAAAGUAAAAGUACUGUAAAUUUUUCUUAUAAGACAGAAACGCUUUCAAAACCUAAAGACAGUGAAAAACAGUCCAAAAAAUUUGGGCUGAAGUUGUUUAGGCUGAGUUUUAAGAAAGACAAGACAAAACAACUAACUAAUUUUUCUGCACAGUUUCCCCCAGAGGAAUGGCCUCUGAGAGAUGAGGAGACGCCCACUACAAUCCCCAGAGAAGUAGAAAUGGAGAUUAUCAGGCGCAUUAACCCAGAUCUGACCGUAGAAAAUGUUAUGAGGCAUACUGCACUAAUGAAGAAACUUGAUGAAGAAAAAGCUCAGAGGAGCAAAACGGGGUCAUCCGCCCACCACAGCGGUAGGAGCAAGAAGAGCAGGAACUAUCGGAAGACCCACGGGAAGACUCGUUCCCACAGCAAGACGCGGGGGUCCAAAGGAGGGGACCCUUCAGAUGGUUCUCAUCUUGAUAUCACAGCAGACAGAGACUAUGACCUGAACGACCCUCUGACUCGCUCACCACGGGAAGGCUGCUUCAUCGUUGAACACAAAGGAGAUCAUUUCAUCACGCACAGCCACCCUAACAUGAUUGAGCCUCAUUUUCCCAUGACACCGGAAUGGGAUGUGUCUGGUGAACUGGCCAAGAGGAGGACUGAAAUGCCUUUUCCUGAGCCUUCCCGGGGAAGUUCUCACUCGAAGGUCCAUCGAAGUCACAGCCAUACCCAGGAUCGCAGGUCCAGGAAUGAAAGGUCCAAUAAAGCCAAGGAGAGAUCUAGGUCAAUGGAUAAUUCCAAAGGCCCUCUCGGUGCUGCUUCCUUAGGGACAACUGAAGACAUAGUUGAAGCGUGUAGCCAAGAUGAUCCAACACUUAGCCAGUCUUAUACUGACGAUAGUACUUUAAGGCCUACACAGACUGUCAGUCACCAAAGGGCUCACAUUUCAUCCACAAACUAUAAAGAGGUGUGUAUACCUGAAGUUGUCAGUGGCAGCAUUGAACCCCCCAAUUCUUGUAGCCUUUCGGAACAAAGCAAACCUCCAGAGAGUUUGCCAUCUUAUAAUGAACUCAAUGCCUGUCCAACCAAAGCUUCCAUGGAUGACUAUUUUCAAUGUAACACCUCCAGCGAGACAGUCCUCACUGCUCCAUCACCUUUGGGGAAGAACAAAGACGAUCCUGACACUCUGACCUUGACUGAUGGGAUGAAAAAGCUGUCUUCUUCUGAGAGGCAGCCCCAGCAUCCCACCAGAGAACCCGUGGUGCACAAAGAGGAGUCGCCCAAAGGGCCAGGGGGAGGCUUGGCAGCAAUUGCUGGCCCAGCCACGGACCCUGUUGCCAAUGGACGACUGAUCCCCCACCAUGGCACAGAGUCAAUCAGCCUAGAUAAGAUAUUCAGCAAAGACACGCUCUUCAAACCACUCCAUAGUGCCCUGUCCAUGAAUAAUUAUCACAAGCCAACCGUGUCCCUCCUGAAAGCUCACCCACAGUCGUCUCCCGAUGCUUUGCCGGGUCGCUGCGAGAUCCUGGAACAGUCCCUGGCAGCCUCUGUCAGUCAAGCCGUGCCCCUUUCCCAACGACAGCAGGAAGCCUGUGGGAACCAGGAAGCUUCAUUUGACUACUACAAUGUCUCCGACGAUGACGACUCUGAGGAAGGGGCACACAAGAACGCAGAGGAGGAGAAGAAUCGGGAUGAUGUGGGGACCAUGCAGUGGCUGCUAGAGAGGGAGAAAGAAAGAGACCUACAGAGAAAAUUUGAGAAGAACCUCACUCUCCUUGCCCCAAAGGAAAACGAUAACAGUAACAGCCAGAGGGCAACACAUUCUGCCCGGCUAGACAGCAUGGACAGUAGCAGUAUCACCGUGGACAGUGGAUUUAAUUCACCACGGAAUUGAAAAAAGCAAUGUUUCUGCAGCUGUAGAGAUCACCAAUCUGGACUGUACCCGUGAGAGCCUGGCUUCCAACACUUCCAGCAUUGUUGAAAGUAACCGUCGUCAAAACCCAACCCUGAGCCCUGCGCACAUAGGCGCUGCUCCAGCAUUCAGCUUCCGCACAAGUACAGACCCCUCUGCAAAUGAAGCCGAGAAGUUGCCGAAACCCAAUUGCUUGCAAGCUUCUGUUACUAGUGUGUGAUGGUCAUUCUGCCUCCUCCAAUCUUCUGUCUCAUCCUGUAUGGCGAAGUUUACGACAUUGGGACUGAUGUUUACAUCUUUGGGAAGACAAGCAUCUCCACCACAGUUUUGGUGUUUACUUCAACUGUGCUGCUAAGUAGGCUAGGACAAAAAAAACAAACAAAAAAAACAAAAACAAAAACAAAAAAAAUCUUAAUUUCCAAGUAUUGUUUUUCACGUUUAUGGCUCUGUAGCAACAGACUAGCCCAGUAGGGGUAAUGUGUAUACUUUUGCUUAAUUGAUCAUAACUGAGCACAUAGGUCAAAGUCUAGCCACUGUAGGUGUUAGCUGCAUUUUUUGGUGUCAUACGGUUGCUCAUUCCAUUUACAAAUGCCACAGAUGUGUGAUGAUGCUCCUAGUCCAUGGUUGAACGGUGCCACAGAACUGAUCCUCGAUACCUAUUUCCCCCAAGUUAAGCCACCAUAGAAAGCAUAUAAUAAAAGGCACAGGUCAUCUUGAGGAAACACAACGCCAAACACUACUAGAAAGGACCUCAGCCCUUCUCUGUCUGUGAAUUAUUUAGACACCCAUCAUUUUCACUGUGAGUUCUCAUGACACACUUUUUGCAGGAGCCCUUGGAAGUGAGUCAGAAGGGAUUGUGUUCGAAUCAGUGGGUGUGUUUUGUUUUGUUUUGGUGAAUAAUAUCAGAUGCUUGUCUGAUUCUUUACCUUCCAUAACUAUGAACAGGAAUAUAGGCCUUUGAAUUUGAAAUGGACAAAGGAAGGGGGAAUUACCAACUUGACUUAGCAAGAGCACACUAAGUGAUGGAAGAGGUAAUGUGGAUUUUUUUUUCUAAGUAUUAAAUCAUGUAUCUUAGGGAGGUCAUUUUAUUCUUGUGAUACUUAUGAUGUUCCUAGUUUAAUAUAAUAGAGGAAAUAGCUAAUUUGUUUAAAUGAAAAGCAAUUUCUUUGUGAUACAAAUGAAGAGUAUGGCCUGAGGAGUUUAUUUCUUUCUAAUGGAAGGACAUAAUUCUAUUUUAUGUAGUUUUAAAUAGAAUGCCUAAAUUAGGCUGUGGAAAAUAAUCUUUAGUGGUUAUAUGGAAGAGCAAAUUUAGGGAGAGUUGAAAUUCAGGCCUUUGAUUCCUGGAAAGAUGUUUGUAGACAUAUAAAAAUACGAUUUCAGUGGAAACAGAAUUGUGCCCGUGGGAUUAAUAGCAGGAGGCCCUAAUUCUACAGGUGUGGCAUAUACAUAAUUUGUACUCCCCUAAAAUUUCCCAGAAUAAUUAUGCAUAUAUGAACUAUGCCAGAGUAAUGUUUACAGAUACAUUGUACCAACUUUCAGGAGUCACUCUUAGAUAGGCUUAUAGAUAUCAUUAGCUCAUAUUGUUCCCACAAAUGGUUUGUUAAUGUUUGGUUUUGGUUUCUAGUUUAAGGUAUUAAAGACGCCUUUCCACAGCUUAGGGAUUAUUACGAAGAUACCAAAUUUUCAGUCUCAAAAUAAGUUGGUAUUUGAAAACAGAUUUUUGUUGGAACAAC
This is a messenger RNA of Trichosurus vulpecula (common brushtail), 4155 nucleotides long. RefSeq names its product storkhead box 2 (gene STOX2). Gene Ontology annotation, cellular component: cytoplasm; nucleus. The record is from RefSeq and is a predicted model, not a curated record. Gene Ontology annotation, biological process: positive regulation of transcription by RNA polymerase II. The transcript has 4 exons. Lineage: Eukaryota; Metazoa; Chordata; Mammalia; Diprotodontia; Phalangeridae. Gene Ontology annotation, molecular function: DNA-binding transcription activator activity, RNA polymerase II-specific; RNA polymerase II transcription regulatory region sequence-specific DNA binding. Bases 17 to 2404 code for a protein of 795 amino acids.